Messenger RNA from Manacus vitellinus (golden-collared manakin), 4603 nucleotides. It is a transcript of the gene ATXN2, whose product is annotated as ataxin 2. Gene Ontology annotation, biological process: cytoplasmic stress granule assembly. Gene Ontology annotation, cellular component: cytoplasmic stress granule. Gene Ontology annotation, molecular function: RNA binding. Bases 62 to 3160 code for a protein of 1032 amino acids. NCBI's taxonomy places the organism in Eukaryota, Metazoa, Chordata, Aves, Passeriformes, Pipridae. The record is from RefSeq and is a predicted model, not a curated record. The transcript has 22 exons.
CCGCAGCAGUGGCAAAGGACCACCUCAGCCUACGAUUUCUUUCGAUGGCAUCUAUGCAAACAUGAGAAUGGUUCACAUACUCACAUCAGUUGUUGGAUCCAAAUGUGAAGUACAGGUGAAAAAUGGUGGUAUAUAUGAAGGAGUUUUUAAAACCUACAGUCCUAAGUGUGAUUUGGUGGUUGAUGCUGCUCAUCGGAAAACUGCAGAAUCCAGUUUGGGGCCAAAACGUGAAGACAUUCUGGAGAGUAUCCUGUUCAAGUCUUCAGAUUUUGUGAUGGUGCAUUUUAAGGAUAUGGAUACCAAUUAUGCCAGAAGAGAUGCUUUUACUGAUUCAGCCAUCAGUGCUAAAGUUAAUGGAGAACACAAGGAAAAGGAUCUUGAACCAUGGGAUGGAGGAGAGAACACGGCUUCCGAGGAGCUCGAGGCACUGGAGACAGAUGUGUCUAAUGGAUGGGAUCCCAAUGACAUGUUUCGUUACAAUGAAGAAAAUUAUGGUGUAGUAUCAACUUAUGACAGCAGUUUAUCUUCUUAUACGGUGCCAUUAGAAAGAGAUAAUUCAGAAGAGUUUUUAAAACGGGAAGCCAGAGCAACUCAAUUAGCAGAGGAAAUUGAAUCAAGUGCCCAAUACAAAGCUCGGGUUGCCUUGGAAAAUGAUGAAAGGACAGAAGAAGAAAAAUAUACUGCUGUUCAGAGAAAUGCUAAUGAAAGAGAAGGACAUGGUGUGAACACUAGAGAAAAUAAAUACAUUCCACCUGGACAGAGGAACAGAGAUGUCCUGUCCUGGGGAAGUGGAAGACAAAACUCACCAAGGAUGGGCCAGUCUGGCUCAGGCCCACCAAUCUCAAGGUCUGGAUCCCACACUUCAGAAUUCAGCCCAAACUCUGGAGCAGAUCAAAGAGUAGUUAACGGAGGUGUUCCCUGGCCAUCGCCUUGCCCAUCUCCUUCCUCUCGCCCACCUUCUCGCUACCAGUCAGGUCCCAACUCUCUUCCACCUCGGGCAGCCACCCCUACACGGCCGCCCUCCAGGCCCCCCUCGCGGCCCUCCAGGCCCCCGUCUCACCCCUCUGCUCAUGGUUCUCCAGCUCCUGUCUCUACUAUGCCUAAACGCAUGUCUUCAGAAGGGCCUCCACGGAUGUCUCCUAAGGCUCAACGGCACCCUCGAGGUCACAGAGUCUCUACUGGUAGGGGUACAAUUUCAAGUGGCUUAGAAUUUGUAUCUCAUAAUGCACCUGGGGAAGCAUCUACUGCUGCAGUGGCACGAGGCAGCCCUUCAGGUGGGACGUGGUCAUCAGUUGUCAGUGGGGUUCCGAGAUUAUCCCCUAAAACACACAGGCCUAGGUCUCCAAGGCAGAGCAGCACUCCCAUGGGACCAGCUCUGCCUUCUCCUCAGCCUGGUACUAUUCCCACUGAAUCUGUUGCCAUGCCUGUUCCAGCUGCCUCUCCUACACCUGCCAGCCCUGCAUCCAACAGAGCAGUCACCCCUUCCAACGAAGCUAAAGAUACCAGGCUUCAGGACCAGAGGCAAAAUUCUGCAACUGGAAACAAGGAGAAUAUAAAGCCAAGUGAGACUUCUCCUAGUUUUCCUAAACCUGAAAACAAAGGUGUCUCUCCAAUUGUUUCAGAGCAUAGAAAACAGAUUGAUGAUUUAAAGAAAUUUAAGAAUGACUUUAGGUUACAGUCAAGUUCCUCUUCAGAUGCAGUGGAUCAGCUGCUAAACAAAACCCGAGAGGGGGAAAAAUCAAGAGAUGUAGUUAAAGAAAAGACAGAAUCCACCCCUAAAGAAUCUAUCAUAGAACCUGGCAGUAACACCAACUCCAAUGGUGGCAGUAGCAAACCCAAUAGUCCCAGUAUUUCUCCUUCCAUAAGUAACAGCUCUGAGCAAAAGCGAGGGCCUGAGGUGACUUCCCAAGGUGUGCAGACAUCUGGGCCUGGGAGUAAACAAGAUAAAGAGGAUAAAGAGGAGAAGAAGGAUACCUCUGAGCAAGUUAGAAAAUCAACACUUAAUCCUAAUGCUAAAGAGUUCAACCCUCGAUCUUUUGCUCAGCCAAAACCUUCUACUACACCAACCUCCCCUCGUCCACAAGCUCAGCCCAGCCCCUCCAUGGUGGGUCAUCAGCAGCCAACCCCUGUGUACACUCAGCCUGUUUGUUUUGCACCAAAUAUGAUGUACCCGGUUCCAGUGAGUCCAGGCGUGCAGCCUUUGUAUCCUAUUCCCAUGACGCCCAUGCCAGUGAACCAAGCCAAGACAUAUAGAGCAGGUAAAGUACCAAAUAUGCCCCAGCAGCGGCAAGACCAACACCACCAGAGCACCAUGAUGCAUCCUGCCUCUGCAGCAGGCCCUCCAAUUGUAGCUACUCCACCUGCUUACUCAACACAAUAUGUUGCAUAUAGUCCCCAACAGUUUCCUAAUCAGCCUCUUGUGCAGCAUGUGCCACACUACCAAUCUCAGCAUCCUCAUGUUUAUAGCCCUGUAAUACAGGGCAAUGCCAGGAUGAUGGCCCCACCAGCACACGCACAGCCGGGUUUAGUAUCUUCCUCUGCAACACAGUACGGUGCGCAUGAACAGACACAUGCUAUGUAUGUUUCCACUGGCUCACUUGCUCAGCAGUAUGCCCACCCUAAUGCUACCCUGCAUCCGCAUCCUCCUCAUCCUCAGCCUUCUGCCACACCGACUGGCCAGCAGCAAAGCCAACAUGCUGGAAGCCACCCUGCUCCCAGCCCCGUGCAGCACCACCAGCACCAGGCUGCCCAGGCACUCCACCUGGCCAACCCCCAGCAGCAGUCGGCGAUUUACCACGCAGGUCUAGCUCCAACCCCUCCUUCCAUGACGCCAGGCUCCAACACGCAGUCUCCACAAAAUAGUUUUCCUACAGCACAACAAACAGUCUUCACCAUUCAUCCCUCCCAUGUUCAACCUGCAUAUACCAAUCCGCCACACAUGGCCCAUGUCCCCCAGGCUCAUGUACAGUCAGGAAUGGUUCCUUCUCACCCAACUGCCCAUGCUCCAAUGAUGCUAAUGACGACACAGCCUCCCGGUGGUCCCCAAGCCGCCCUCGCUCAAAGUGCACUACAGCCCAUUCCCGUCUCGACAACAACACAUUUCCCCUAUAUGACGCACCCUUCAGGUGAGGAGUGUGUGCCCGGGACACCUGCACCCUAAACUGAGCCAGGGCGGAGGAUCAGGACUGGGACAGACCAGAUUUGGGGGAAAAAAAAAAAAAAAAAAAGACAAAAAAAACCAAACAAAAAAACCCCGACCUUAAGAUGUCCUUGUAGAGCGGUUCAUAUUUGCCAGCCUGUUGCCAGCCUAGGUAGGUUUACCUGGUUUAGGGAGUUUUCCUCCAGCUGGAGUGGAGGAAUGGGGAGCUGGGAGAUGCUGUGGGACUGAGCUGUGCCAGGGUUUGCCGUGGUGUUGCCGUGUGUUUAUGACAAUGAGAGGUUUUAUUAAUUUAAAGCGCUCGGUGUCAAGGACGGGAGUGAAAAUGGUUUUGGUUUAGGGCUGUUAGACUGCUGAGAAAGUGACUGCUAAUAAAGUGACUGCUAAUUUCAGUGACAGCUGAAAGCUAAACUUUUAAUACAGAGUAACAUUCUGCAGCUUUAUUUUUGGGGAAAGUAGGUGCUGUAUGACUUCUUUCCACUUAAAAUUUAACCUGACUUGGGUUUCUUUGAUUAUUCGUGUUCAAACAGCCUUGAAAUUCCUGUAGUGAUGUUGUUUCUUGGGGAAUGUGUGAGUAGAAAAAUGCUUUCUGAGGGCUUAGGCAGGGGAAAAAUAAAACCAUCCAAAGGACAUCUUGAUGUGCAGGGUUUUGGUUUGUUCUCGAAAAAAAUAAAAGAAAAAAAAAGAGAAAAAAAAUAAAAGAAAGUUGAGCUCAGUAGUUGUCCUGUGACCACUUUACUAGCAAACUGUUGUGUGGCUUGCCAAUUUAUUAUUUACAUUUGAACUUUUUUUUUACAGUACAAGCCCACCACCAACAGCAGUUGUAAGGCUCAUCUGGAAUAACUGAAAGGCUGGAUACCUUUUGUAGGCCAAAUACCCUCCUUCUACUGCUUCUGCCAACUGGAAGCACAGAAAACUAGAAUUUCAUUUUAUUUUGUUUAAAAAAAAAAAAAUUUGAUUUCUUGUAACAUCCACUAGGAAUGCUAACAGUUCAUCUUGCAGUGGGAGAGAUUCGGACUGAGUAGAGGCAUUUAGGAACUUGUGGGCUAUUCCAUAAUUCCAUGCACUGUAUCUGAGUCCUGCAAGUGCCCCAACUCUGCUUGCUGAAAACUGGAAGUUAUUUAUUUUUUAAUGACCCUUCAAAGUUAUGAACUCGUCAGCUAGCAAAAGAAGUAACAAGAGUGAUUCUUGCUGCUAUUAUCACUAAAAAUCAAGACUUGGAGAUCCCUUUUACUUCUAACUAAACUUGAAACAGGUUCAGUAAAAGAAAAAAAAAAUUCUAAUCGUCAAACGGAUGAGUUAUUAUUUAUAAAUCACGUUUGAUGAGAGAAUCACUAUCGUGAGACAGUGAUGUAACUUUUAAGUUAAGAAAACUUUUACUUUGUAGAUAAUAUAAAAUAAAAACUUAAAAAAAAAUUAAAAAAUAAAAAAAGUUUUAAAAACUGA